UUUUUUCUUUUUUAAAAAUUUAAGGACUUCAUUGAUAUUAAAAACAAAGAACAAGAAACAUACCUGAAAAUGAGCCAACCUGAUGUAGAACAACAACUUUUAUUUAUUUCUAUUCUCUAAAUGUACAUUUCUUCAUAGUAUAAAAUUAAUCUUUCCGGAUGCAGGGAGUAAAACUUGUAAUUUGCACAAGGAGAAAAUAAGAAAUUCGUGACAUGUACAAUUCCUUCAUACCAAACCAAGCACAUAUUUUUUACCCCUCUACAAUUUCUAUAUUAUAAUUUCUAUCCCCAUUUUUCUUAUAUUACAAGCAGUAGCAGAAUACAAGUAUGGAGAUGACGUCAAACUAGAAAUAAGUUCAUAAUCACUAUAAGCCUAACUGAACCAAUAGUCCCACGAAGGGGAUAAAUAACCCAACAAAUGCAAAAGGAAUAACGCCCAAAUGCACGUGGGGAGAUUCGAACUCGUGAUCACAUCAAACUGAAAACAAGUCCACAAUCACUAUAAGUCUGCCUGAACCAAUAGCCACAUGAAAGGGGAUAAAUAAUCCCACCAAAUACAAGGGAAAUUAAGCCCACAUACACAUGGAUAGAUUCAAACUUCUGACCUUUAAAUGUAAUGUAACUCAUUUUGUAAUUAAGGAUUGAGUUUCCGUUUAAUAAAAAACAAAUAGGACAGAGUUGAGCAUUUAAGUAAAAUGAAACCCAAUCCAUCUGCCACGUUCUAUCAAUACGUCUCAUGACGUUAAUUCGCAUUUGUUCCACGUAAAAAUUAAAUUCGAUUAUAAUGUCAGAACAUCAUUGGAGCCUUUAAAUAGCAGAAUGAUCAUCCUGAGUAAUGUAACUUUAUCAAAAUUCAGAUAUUUUGCUGGAACGUAGGUAACCAUGAAAUCUAGCUUGUACACAUCUGCCAUGAGAGGUGAUGUUGCUGACCUCGAGCAACACAAAGACGUACUCGACGGAGAACUCACCCCAAACCACAACACCGUUCUCCACGUCACGGCCCAAUUCGGCCACCUCGAUUACGUGAAAGAGGUCAUAGAAGCGUGUCCGUCUCUGCUACGCCGGCUGAAUGUCAAAGGUGAAACUCCGCUUCAUACGGCGGCGAGGGAUGGGCGAGCUGAAAUAGUAAAAGCACUGAUACUUCGCGCAAAAGAACUAGAGACGCGAGAACUUCAAAGCGGCUGGGGUGGAGCAGUAAAGGAGAUGUUGAGGGCAACAAACGUCGACGGGGACACUGCCUUGCACAUGGCAGCGAGAAAUUGUCACUUGGAACUAGAGGCCAAGUACUUGAAAGUGGUUGAAUCAUUAAAAAAAGGACUUAUUAAAUAUUGGGAUUUGCUCGAUUCGGAUAUGAUGGUACGGGUACAUAUAAUGCUGGACUUAAAGGUCGAUAAAGAAAAAGCGGAGCAGAUAAGGAGGGCAACAAAGGUCGAGAAAGAAGAAGUGGAGGAGAUAAUGAGGGCAACAAAGGUCAACAGAGACACAGCCCUGCACAUGGCAGCGUGA
Molecule: messenger RNA, 1505 nt
Organism: Rhododendron vialii
Lineage: Eukaryota; Viridiplantae; Streptophyta; Magnoliopsida; Ericales; Ericaceae
Product: protein ACCELERATED CELL DEATH 6-like
Exons: 1
Coding region: 882-1505 (207 amino acids)
Molecular function (GO): protein binding
Source: RefSeq, a predicted model, not a curated record